ACGACCAUUAUCCAUAGAGCAAAGUCUAUAACUUCUAAGGUUCAUUUUCAUUCUUUUUUCUUUUUUUCAAUCGCCGCCAUUUAUCGAGACUCGUCUUUGUCUGAAUUCUGUAUCUAUAAAAAUAAGAAAUAAGUUGAUAAAACUAUUCUGUAACUAGAAUUUUAAACUGAUACUGAUCAUGGAUGACGAAUGGGAUGACUCUUGUGAUGUUGUGGUGCAGCCUCCCCCAGCACACAACAAUUACGGCAAUGACAGUGAAGGACACAAUUUUACAAGGGGCAGAGGAUUUACAUCCCUGGUUGAAGACAAUGAUGAUUUUAACAAAGACUGCAGCAAUGGGUACGGUGAUCGACGCGGAGGUCGCGGUGGAGGGCGAGGUGGUGGAAGAGGCAGAGGGGGCCGCGGGGGACGUGGUGGCGGUGGAAGAGAUAGAGGUGACUAUGAGAACGGAGGGGAUAAUUAUGAUAGCGGCGACAGAGGUGACAGGGGAGGCGAGCGAGGUAGAGGCAGAGGUCGUGGACGAGGAGGGCGGGGUGGGUCGAGGCCUAAUGGUGGCGGCAGCGACGACGGCGGAGAAAAGCAAGAGGGGGGUGAAGGGGAAGAAGAAAAGAAGGCACCAGUGACAUAUGUGCCUCCAGAACCCACUGAGAAUGAAGAAGAAAUCUUCAGCAGCACUAUCAGUUCUGGGAUCAAUUUUGAUAAAUUUGAUUGUAUUGCUGUGAAGGUAACUGGUGAAAAUCCACCUCGUGCCAUUGAAAGCUUUCAAUCUGCAAACCUGCGAAAGUACGUUGUGGACAACAUCCUCAAGUCUGGCUACAAGAAGCCUACGCCUAUACAGAAGCAUGCCAUCCCCAUCAUUAUGGGCGGCCGGGACUUGAUGGGAUGUGCUCAAACUGGAUCUGGAAAAACAGCCGCCUUCCUUCUGCCUAUAAUCAAUGUGCUGUUACAAGAUUCUCGUGAACUAGUAGUUGGUCCCAAUGGCUGUGCACAGCCUCAGGUUGUUAUUGUAUCGCCUACAAGGGAAUUGACAUUGCAAAUAUUCAAUGAAGCCAGGAAGUUUUCUUUUGGAUCAGUUCUAAAGAUUGCGGUGGCAUAUGGGGGUACAGCUGUUCGCCAUCAAGGGGACAGUAUCGCUAGGGGCUGUCACAUACUGGUUGCGACGCCAGGUCGCCUACACGACUUCGUUGACCGUAGUCGAGUUUCAUUUGAGAGUAUCCGGUUUGUGGUCCUGGACGAAGCUGAUCGUAUGUUAGAUAUGGGUUUUAUGCCCAGUGUUGAGAAAAUGAUGGAGCAUACUACUAUGGUUUCUCUUACUGAACGCCAAACCUUGAUGUUUUCGGCAACAUUCCCAGAGGAUAUUCAACAUUUGGCCGGCCGUUUCCUCAACAAUUACUUAUUCGUGGCGGUGGGCGUCGUGGGCGGGGCCAGCACUGACGUUGAACAAAUCUUUCACCAGGUCACUAAGUAUGAAAAGCAAACCACCCUGCAGAACCUCAUUGAGGAGUAUGAUGGAAAACGUAUUCUCGUAUUUGUGGAAACGAAACGCAACGCGGACUUCAUCGCGGCCAUGCUAUCUCAGAAGCAAAUGCUGACAUCUUCAAUCCACGGCGACCGUAUGCAGAAAGAGCGCGAAGAAGCAUUACAUAAUUUUAAGAGUGGAAAACAUUGCAUACUUGUAGCGACUGCAGUGGCAGCUAGAGGAUUAGAUAUCAAGAAUGUAGAUGUUGUGGUGAACUAUGACUUGCCAAAGAGCAUAGACGAAUACGUGCAUAGAAUCGGAAGAACAGGGCGCGUCGGUAACAGAGGAAUAGCUGUAUCAUUCUAUGAUGGGGAUCAAGAUGCAGGGUUGGUAGCAGAUCUGGCUAAGAUCUUACGGCAGGCGGAGCAGACGGUGCCCGAUUUCCUAGAAGGCGGCGGAACUGCCACGUAUAAGGGCAACAAAUAUGGUGGCAGCGAUAUUAGAAAUUUCAACAAUGCAACUGCAGCAGUUGACCAAGGCCAGGAGCCCGAUGAAGAAUGGUAAACGUGGUAUGUCGGACAUCUUGGUAAUCACAAAUGACCCCAGUGUAUGUGCGAUUAAUGUGCAACUAUUGGUGCGUGUAAAUAUCAUUGGUGCUUGCGGACUGACUGACUUGUGGUGCAUUUUUAAAACUUGAGAAGUGACAAUAAAAAUGUUUUGUGAGACUAAUGCCGUGAGCUACUUGUAACAAUCUCGAUAACGAUUGUUCAGUUAGCAAAAAGUAUUUGCUAUGAUCAACCAUAUAGAGAUCUGCUCAUAGAAAAUAAUACUUUGAGACUGAAGGGGGUUACAAGUCUGCCUGGUUCAUAAACCUCCUUGUGUCAAGGUAGAUGCAUAUUGUUAAUAAUUAUGUUUUAUAACAACAACAAAGUUUACACAGAUGACAGUUGCGUCAAAUUCUUUUGAGAAGUCUUGGUGCCUUAUAAAUUUAUAUAUGUAUGUAUAUGAGAAUUUUGUAAUAUUUAUAUUUUGAUUAUAAACUGCUUUACUAGAAGCCUCGUCAUUGCUCAUAAAAAAAAUACAGAAUAAACAAAACCACUAAUCUAACCACUACUUCUAACCACAAAUUCUGAAUGCUGAUUUACACCUGUAUUACUGGUAAAAAGUGUACUGUAUUGCAUAAUAAAUACGACUUGCUACAACAUGCAUACAACUGCUGCUAUACAAAUAAAUAAAAGCACUUUGACUCGACAUUAAUAGUUGUGUCGAAACUCGUUAGUCAUUAUCAUAAAAAGUCAGUAUUUUUUUGAACUAGUCAGAUUAAAUUAUGUUGGAUACCUGUUUUACUAUGGAACCAAUUUUAUUUUUCUUUGCUCCCCUUGCAUGGGGGCUAGCGUUAGUGCUACCCCACCUCGUGGUUAGUUAUGGUUGAUUAUGCAGGCUGACCUGUUAGGGGUACGGCUAUUAAAGCGAUAUAGUAUCGGAACGCCUAAUGGCUUUGCGGACUUUCAGUCGUAGAUAGCCACGGCCGUAGCCUCUGACCAGAUCAGAGAUUCUUUCUAUAAUUCACAAAUUAUAGAAAGAAAUAGGCUAUAAAGCUUUUGUUAAAAGGUUUGCGAUAAUUCAUAUCGUCGCCUAGCUAACGUGAAAUUACCUUAGUCUUCAAGACAUUAAAACACUUAAAUAAUUAUUCACAGAUCAAGUAGGUUAAAAACCCUCAAUAUUGCUAAGAUAACCACGCAUUUUUAACAUUUUUGGUUUAUCGUGUAAUGUAUGUUGAUGAGAGCUGUUUAUUUUGAAUCCAUAUUGAAUCAUAACUAUGCUGAUUUGACUUAUAUCGACGAAAUAUAAUGCACGCUAAUCUCAGAUCAGUGGCGUGGCAUAAAUUACUAAAAAUACGUUAAUUAUUUCAUUUUCGUUACUUACUUAAAAAGAUAAAAGAAAGUCUUAUCUGACCUAGUCCGCAUCAUAACGCAUAAUAUUAAAAAUAUGUUUCUACCUUUGUGUCAAAUGUUUUAUCCCUAAGCCUUUAGAAGACUGUUUCACUGUGACAAGUAUUGUAGAGUUAAGAACUAACUGUUAGAUUUAAUUUGCUAACAUCCGACUAUCCUUUGCACAAGACCAUUGAUUUAAACAAACCAUUUGGUUGUACUUAUUUCAAAAUAAUUAGUUAUAACGUUUCUUUCAUUUUUUAUUUUUAACUUUUUUUUAAGAGUGUUGAUUUAAGUUUUCUUUAAUAAUUUUAUAAUUUGUUGCAUUCAAAUUUGAGAAAGCUAAAGUAGUGUGUGUUAACUUGUAAGAAUCUGUGAUGUUUAAUGUUAGAAGUUGCUCAGUUUAAAUUUUAACAUAGUUACACAUAUUAUGUUAAGUCUAUUUCUAUUUACUUUUGAUUUUAUUAGCAAUUUACAACUUGUAUUUGCUUUAUCUUUUGUUAGGUAAGUAAAAUUUUUACAUCACCUUAGUUGAUAGUGAAUCUCUUUCAAUUUACUUUUAUAGGAAACCUUUUUAGGUGUAUUGUUUAAAAAAAAAAAAAGCAAAUGCCAGUAAAAUUUUUAUCUCACUUGUAUUAUACACCAGACUCCUUUGUUCAUAAAAUAAUAUCAACUAUUUUUACUAUAUAUGGUCUCUUUAGGCAUUUCACAUAGGUACAUGCUACUGUCUGUAGGUUUAAUAUUCUCAAGAUUGUAUUCAUACGCUUCUAAAUAAAUGUAUCUCAUUAGUUUAGUAAUAUUGCUUUAUUAUACUCUAUAAUAUAUUUGAUAUAUAAAAAUUAAUAUUUGACCUAAUAUUGAUAAUAAAAUUAAAUAUUUUGUCUUGAUAAACUAAUGAGAUUAAUCUUUUUGAAAGUGUGUAAAUAUAAUCGUUAUUCGAAAAUAAAUUUAAAGUACAUUGGACGUCAUGACAUUUUUGUGAAAUAUUAUCAGCUUUCAUAUAUAAAGUCAUAAGUCUUCAGAACAUUAUAUAUUAUAUUAUUACAUAUAUAUAAAUACCCAUUAUUUUAUAUCAUAAUGUACAAAUUAACCAGAAAACCAUAUUUACGUCUAUUGAAAAACUGUGAUGAUUAUUAUUAUUAAGUAGAAUAGUUGCUUUUUUAUUGCGCAUCGCCAUGGGCGUAUGUAAUAUUGUUUAAUUGCAUUUACUAAAAAUGGCGGACUUUUCCACAUGAAAAGUAGUAUCCUAAUCCGAAUGCAGGGUAUGUCAUUAUUGUCACAACAAACAAACAAGAGAAAUCCUUUAUGGACUCCAAUCAGUACAAAAGGGAGGGGAUGUGUAACUAUGUAUUACAAUACGUUAUUAUGACUUAAGACAAAAUUUAGUUUGUAAUGCGCUUGUUUCCGUUUGCGACGAAAUACGAAUAAAUAACAAAACUUUAAAUGUG
Molecule: messenger RNA, 4838 nt
Organism: Pararge aegeria (speckled wood butterfly)
Lineage: Eukaryota; Metazoa; Arthropoda; Insecta; Lepidoptera; Nymphalidae
Gene: Vlg
Product: ATP-dependent RNA helicase vasa
Exons: 11
Coding region: 179-2023 (614 amino acids)
Biological process (GO): cell differentiation; gamete generation
Cellular component (GO): P granule; nucleus
Molecular function (GO): ATP binding; RNA helicase activity; RNA binding
Source: RefSeq, a predicted model, not a curated record